GCGGAGCGAGCGCCUCAAAUGCUCGGGUUUCUCAGCUGAUUGUCUCCAGCCGAGAGUUGUUUUUUGCAGCUACCGAGCCGAGCCGCAGCAGGAGGAGCCGAGACCCCCCGGGGGGGCGGGGAGAGGAGGCGGGGUCCGGGGAGCCGCGGCUGCUCUGCGCGGGGCUCCGGGUCCUGUCACGGCGCUUCCUGGGGUUGGAGGUUGGGGUGGGUGGGGGGUAAGGGGGAAAUCUUUCUCCCCCUCGACGACGGCUCUGAGUCCGGCCCCUUCCUUCCCGCGCUCUCUCUCCUGACCCCAGCCCCCUCAUGAGGGUGUCCGUGCCGGGUCCGGCUGCCGGCCGCGAGCCCUCGACGCCCGGAGGCGGAGGCGGAGGCGCCGUCGCUGCCGCCUCAGGCGCCGCGGUGCCGGGCUCAGUGCAGUUGGCUCUGAGCAUCCUGCACGCCCUGCUCUACGCCGCGCUCUUCGCCUUUGCCUACCUGCAGCUGUGGCGGCUGCUCCUGUACCGGGAGCGGCGGCUGAGUUACCAGAGCCUCUGCCUCUUCCUCUGUCUCCUGUGGGCAGCGCUCAGGACCACCCUCUUCUCCGCCGCCUUCUCUCUCAGCGGCUCCCUGCCCCUGCUCCGGCCGCCCGCUCACCUGCACUUCUUCCCCCACUGGCUGCUCUACUGCUUCCCCUCCUGUCUCCAGUUCUCCACGCUCUGUCUCCUCAACCUCUACCUGGCGGAGGUUAUAUGUAAAGUCAGAUGUGCCACUGAACUUGACAAACACAAAAUUCUGUUGCAUUUGGGCUUUAUAUUGGCAAGCCUUCUUUUUUUAGUGGUGAACUUGACUUGUGCAAUGCUAGUCCACGGAGAUGUCCCAGAAAAUCAGUUGAAAUGGACUGUGUUUGUUCGCGCAUUAGUUAAUGAUAGCCUGUUUAUUCUUUGUGCCAUCUCUUUAGUUAGUUACAUAUGCAAAAUUACAAAAAUGUCAUCAGCAAAUGUCUACCUCGAAUCAAAGGGUAUGUCUCUGUGCCAGACUGUUGUCGUAGGCUCUGUAGUCAUUCUUCUCUACUCUUCGAGAGCUUGUUAUAAUUUGGUGGUGAUCACCAUAUCUCAGGAUACAUUAGAAAGUCCAUUUAAUUAUGGCUGGGAUAAUCUUUCAGAUAAGGCUCAUCUAGAAGACAUAAGUGGAGAAGAGUAUAUAGUAUUUGGAAUGGUCCUCUUUCUGUGGGAACAUGUACCAGCAUGGUCAGUGGUACUCUUUUUCCGGGCGCAGAGAUUAAACCAGAAUUUGGCACCUGCUGGCAUGAUAAAUAGUCACAAUUACAGUUCCAGAGCUUACUUUUUCGACAAUCCAAGACGAUACGAUAGUGAUGAUGACUUGCCAAGACUGGGAAGUUCAAGAGAAGGAAGUUUAUCGAAUUCGCAAGGUUUGGGCUGGUAUGGCACCAUGACUGGGUGUGGCAGCAACAGUUACACAGUUUCUCCCCACCUGAAUGGACCUGUGACAGAUACUGCUCCAUUGCUGUUUACUUGUAGCAACUUAGAUAUGAGCAAUCACCAUAGCUUGUAUGUAACACCACAAAACUGAAAGCAUUACCGAGAUGUGAUUCCGCCAUUGUCUUACAUGAACGUGUAUAAUCGAUGUGUUUAAAUUCCACCUACAUAAACAUUCCAUUAUCUGUCGCAACUGAAAACAAAGCCUGGAAAUGUGGCUGUGUUCAGCAGAGGACACACCUGUUACUUUUGACUUCAUAGCAAAACGAAGUAAAAUGGGAAGUGUGGAGUGGGAGAAAAGGUUUAGAUCUUAAGGCACUUGAUGGCUGCAAACACCCUGACUCUGGAACAUCACAUGCAUAUUUGCAUAUUUGCACUUUUAUCUUUGUCCUGAAAGAGUACACCGCGGUCCCCAAAGUCACACUCCAGUGUUCACACUAGGAUAUUAACACUGUACACCUAAUUUGGAGGCAAUUUUCCUAUGAAAAAUCAAAGCCUGUAUAUUCAGUGGUGUAUUCUAUGCAGAAUUCUUACCCAAUAAAAAUUUUACAGUGUGAACAGUGCACAGGAUUAAGGCGUAACAAUGUAUCAUUCUUUUUUAAAAUCUAAAAUAUAUGUAAUCAUUGAAGAUAGUUCUUUUAAGCAUGAUUGUAAAAUACCAACUGAAAUUAUUCAAUCGUUUUUUUUUUAAACGACCAUAGAAUCCUUUUCAGUGAUGACUGGCAGUGUUCUUUGGAAAGCCACAGGCAUUUCUUCAAGAAAGUAUACCGGUGAGAAUUAUGUGGCUAUUUUGAGUAGAAUUGGUCAAGUGAUUAUUUUGUAUGAUUAAGAUAUCUGUAGUAGUUUAAGCAUGAUUCUUCAAGAAAGCAAUAGUGAUUUUUGCAUAGGGAGAUUUUGGUAGAAACUUCUUGGGACUAAACAAGUUUACAGAUGCAUUUAAGAAUUAUCCAUAAAAUGUACGAUUCUAAGUUAAAACAUGAGUACAUUUUCAAAGCAUUGGGUUUAGCUGAACAAGAUAUAGCUGAUUGUACCUAUUGAAUCAGAAUUGUCCUCAGGUAAAUUAAAUCAUGAUACAUUAUUGCAGUAAACUCAAGUGCAAUACUUCGUAAGACAUAUAAUUCCUCCUUUAGUUUUCCCGUUUUUAUAUCUUAUAAAUGGGCAAAGCCAGAUCAAAUUUAAUUCAAAUUAAUUCCAGCACUGAAUAAGCAAACUGACGCAAAGGUACUAACUAGGUAAGUUUAACAAUAUUGAAAUACUUCUAGAAUUAUAUUAAAACUGUCUUGAAUGUCCUAUCCCAAAUCUAAAAAUAUAUAUAUAUGAUAGGCUAAGGUAAUAAAGGAUUUUAAAAUGCACUUUCUACCAGUAUCUAUACAGAAAGAAGUAGAUGCUGAAUACCUCAAGAUGCCAAGGGAACAGGCAACAUUGGGAAGUUGUCACAACAUGCUUAAGGACGACCAGCUACGUAAAAUUGUCUGCUGAUCUGUUUCUUCAGAACUGAACUAAUACAACUGUCCUUUUCUGUCUUCUACUUUGAUUAGAAAGUUAUGUUUUAUUUGUACUCUUAAUAUACAUUUCGAUGGAAAAAAAACACCAUUCAAUGUUUUAAUAAUUGCUUAUUUAGUAACUUCACAAAAGUUUAACAGGAACAAAUGAAAUUUUUAAUACUUUCACUCUUUUGAAAGGCUGGUACAUAGCCAAAGAAAUUCCUUCUUUUUAUCAUACAAAAUGACUUUGAACUCAAUCAGAAGCAUAAACCUACAGGUAUGUUACUUUGGGUUUGUUUGUAAGUUCUCUUGUUGUAACCAAAUUCUUUAAAAAUGUAUAGUACAGAAGUUAACCUUAGUUUUUACAUGACAACGUAACAUGCACUUAACUGAGUAUAUUUUGAGGACAACUUCAGUUACUACAUUUCUUUUCAGAAACUAUUUAUUUUCCUAAUAAUGUUGGGUGUCUACCUAGAACUAUCUGAAAAGAUAUGUUAUCUCUGUGACUCCUUGGGGUUCAAAGUAAAUAAGGUACAUUUUUUCUAAGGCCUCCCUAGGUAGUUUUCCUAUUUGACCAGAUAAGCAAAGAUUACUUUAAAAAAAAAAAAAAUUCCAGGUAAAAUAUCUUGGUUCUUUCAGCUGCAUUUGUGGAUUCUUCCAAAUUUCAGAUUUGUAUAUUUCUUCUUAUCCCUAACUAGGGUACCUGAAUUCUUACAUUUGUCUCCUUAUACACAUCUCCCAUAAUACAUCACCAAAGACAAAGAAAGAUAAGCUUCUGGCCCAAUAUUUGCUUAAAAAUUCCAAAGCACUAGGAGCACUUUAAGUUUGGUCUCGAAAGGAGUUGAUGAAAUCAAAGGGCUACCGAUUCCCUGCUCAUCCUGCACUGAAGCACAUGAUGACAAUUUCAGACCUUUUUCGGUUAAUUAGAAUGGUGAAUUUCAUUGCUUAAGUGUGUAACUCUACAGUGAUUAGCAGUACUUGUUUUUAUUGUUUCAUUUGGGUGGUCAUUAAUUUUGAGACUCUUACCACUCAUUAUAGCUGGUUGUAGUUUUAUGAAAGAUGUAAUUUAUAGUUAAAGUGGCUUUUUUAUGCAUAGCUGCCUUUUUUAUUGUUUAACAGUGUUUCUCAGCUAUACAGUCAGUUUCAAACUGGUCAUAAAAGUAUAGCUGUGGCCAAUGAAUGUAUUUAUUUGUUGUUUCACUAAAUGGUAACAAAACACUACUGUUAAAAAUAAAAGUGUUUGUGCUUUUAUUUGGUGCUCUGGUUUGCUUAAAAUGUCUCCAUUGACAACCCUGAGUUUCUAGCAUACCCAGGGAAGAACCCUAGUGCUACCAAAGAAAAGACAAAAAUAUCAGGAAUUACAAAUGACAGUUUGUUGUUAGUGAGCUUAUAUUUACAUCUGGACAUUAUGUCCCUCAAUGUUAUACAGAUUUUGUGUGAAUUUGCACCUUAGUUUAAAAUAUCAGUAUGAUUUUGAUAGUACAUUUAUUCCAACAUUAAGCUAAGAAAAAAUAUUUGUAAUGAAGUGACUUAGAACACAGCUCUCCUUCUCCUUCAAUUUUAAACAGGAAUAAAUUUAGCUAGGCCAUAAUGUUGGCCAGUUAUUCUUUGAUUAUUCGAGAAAUUCUUCAGUGAUGUUGUUGCCUUUUCCCCUCAAAGAAUAGUUCUUACCAUUUUUUCCAUAAUAGAUUUCAUAACUUCAUUCACUUCAUAACUUGCCAAAACCACACCAAAUUUUUAGCUUUACCGACCUUCCCCCAAUGUCACAAAUCCUUGGGAAUCUAUUGACUCUUGUUGUAAAGAAUAUUUGGAGUGAAGGUCUGACCUCUAGUACAAUAAAAUUGUCAUCUGAAAAGCAAUUUAUUCAACAAACAUUUAUUAAGUGUUCAUAUGCUAAAAAAUAUGCUAUGGAGAUGCAAAAGUGGGUAACGUUCCUUUUCCUGCCCUUAAGGAGCUCACAUUCUAGUAAAGGAGGCAUAAAAGAAAAUACAGUACAAUAAGUGACACAAUAGAGGUAGGUUGUAAUUACAGUGGUGACAAUUAGAGGCAAAUUAGAAGAUACUCCUUGAGUGGAGCAAGGGCGAUUUCACAGAGGCGGGCGUUAUGGUGGUCUGCAACAAGAAAUGGGCAUUUUCCAUGUAGGAAGGACAGCUAGAGCAUAUGAUGCAAAGAGAACAGCAUGCACCAAGGUGACCUGGCACAUUUGAAGAACUAUGUGUUUUAUCAAAGCAUGGUGGCUGGGGGCACGACUGGGUGACAUGUCAGAGGACCUUGUUUGAGUCUUCUAGAAAGCCUACUGUGACAGUACUGUGGGGUGUAUGGGAGAAGAUAGGCUGGGAACAGGGAAGCAGGCCAGUGUAGUGCUCUAGAUAAGAGCAAAGAAAAGGGAGAGACAGACAUCAGACAUGUGGAGAUCAACUCCACAGUGCUAACACACUAACCAGAUAGGGAAGGAUGCAGAGCAACGAGCCUGGAGAAUUUAGAUGAUGAUGGCUCUAAAAUUAACCAGAGUAAGGAUCACAGGCAUAAGAAUAGAUUUGCGGGGGGAAAUGAUGGUUUUAAGACCCACAGGUAUCUGUGGGACAACAGUAAAGACAUGUUAUAAACAGACGGAUUGAGAAGUCUGGACUAAUGGUAAGAACUUGGACAUCAUUGAGUCGUAACUACCCAAGAGGGAGAAGUAAGUGGUGGUCAAAGUCUGAGGAAUAACAUUUAAGGCAUAAAUGAAAAAAGCCUUAAAAAAGGACACAUCCAGGAGCCCAGGAGUGAAAUAUAAGGAACCUGAGGGAGGGGUAUAGGGGCAUAUCUUUAAAGAAGGGGGCUGCCCAACAGUAUCA
Molecule: messenger RNA, 5798 nt
Organism: Mustela erminea (ermine)
Lineage: Eukaryota; Metazoa; Chordata; Mammalia; Carnivora; Mustelidae
Gene: GPR137C
Product: G protein-coupled receptor 137C
Exons: 7
Coding region: 306-1571 (421 amino acids)
Biological process (GO): positive regulation of TORC1 signaling
Cellular component (GO): lysosomal membrane
Source: RefSeq, a predicted model, not a curated record